AAAAACUUUCAGGAAAUAACAAGAUUUUCCUCUCAACUUAUCCCUGAUUUUCCUGACAAUGAAUUACUAGACAGGACCAUGUGAUCCUUGAGUUACCUGUGUCUCCUAGCUCAUCUAUUUAUACACAUAAUCAACUAUCACCCCACACCCAACUCAAGUCAUUAACAUCAUCUACUUGCAAACCAAACUUUCCUUCUCCUUCAUCAUUUCUGCUAAUUUUCAGCUCCCAGAGAGUUAACAAAAACAAAGUAGCAAUGGCUAUUCGCUUUCCUGCUAUUACACAUGCUAAGCAGAUACUUCGCCGAUCAAACUUGAUUCCAAAUUAUCAAUCUGCUUCUAGCUUUACAGAUGUUCCAAAAGGCCACUUAGCAGUAUAUGUUGGAGAAGGCCAAAAGAAGAGAUUCAUAGUUCCAGUAUCAUUGUUGAAUAAGCCUUCAUUUCAAGAAUUACUAAGGAAGGCUGAGGAAGAAUUUGGGUUCAAUCAUCCAAUGGGUGGUAUCACAAUUCCCUGCAGAGAAGACGUCUUUAUUGAUCUUACUUCACGUUAGCUCUGAAAAUCAUCAAAGACAGUUUUGUAAAUUGUGCACAUUAUUUGUUUUACCCAAUGAGAUACAAAGAUAAUUAUAGUUCUUUUAUUCAA
Manihot esculenta (cassava) is the source of this 640-nucleotide messenger RNA. RefSeq names its product auxin-responsive protein SAUR23. Lineage: Eukaryota; Viridiplantae; Streptophyta; Magnoliopsida; Malpighiales; Euphorbiaceae. Bases 255 to 548 code for a protein of 97 amino acids. The record is from RefSeq and is a predicted model, not a curated record. The transcript has a single exon. Gene Ontology annotation, biological process: response to auxin.